This is a messenger RNA of Aquila chrysaetos chrysaetos, 1855 nucleotides long. RefSeq names its product CAP-Gly domain-containing linker protein 3-like. Gene Ontology annotation, molecular function: microtubule plus-end binding. Gene Ontology annotation, biological process: cytoplasmic microtubule organization. Gene Ontology annotation, cellular component: cytoplasm; nucleus; microtubule plus-end. The record is from RefSeq and is a predicted model, not a curated record. Lineage: Eukaryota; Metazoa; Chordata; Aves; Accipitriformes; Accipitridae.
CGCAGUCCCCCUCCCCUAGCUCCCCGCCCCUCUGGGCGGGUCGCGCAUGCGCGUUGCGCCCAGCCCAGCCCGCCGGCCGCGUCCCCAGCAGGCUGUUGCCAUGACGAAGGAGCGUGGGGGGGACCCCCCGGCGGGGGGGGCACCAACCCCCGACCCCCCCAGCCCUGUGGUGGAGCGACGCAAGAAGCCGAUGGUGCACCCUGCUGCCCCCGCCCCCCUGCCCAAGGACUACGCCUUCACCUUCUUCGACCCAAAUGAUGUGGCGUGCCGGGAGAUCCUGCUGGACCCUCACACCACCGUGCCCCAGCUCUUCGCCAUCCUGCGCCAGUGGGUGCCCCAAGUGCAGCACAGCAUCGACGUAAUCGGCAAUGAGAUCCUGCGCCGUGGGUGCCACGUGAACGACCGGGAUGGACUGACGGACAUGACGCUGCUGCACUACGCCUGCAAGGCUGGCGCCCAUGGCGUGGGGGACCCGGCGGCAGCUGUGCGUCUGUCCACGCGGCUGCUGGCGCUGGGGGGGGAUGUGACGCUGCGGAGCCGCUGGACCCACAUGAACGCCCUCCACUAUGCCGCCUACUUCGACGUCCCCGAGCUCAUCCGCACCCUCCUGCGGGCAGCAGCCCCCCGAGUGCUGCACUCGACCUGCAGCGACUUCAGCCAUGGGACGGCACUGCACAUUGCCGCCUCCAACCUCUGCUUGGGGGCUGUGCGCUGCCUGCUGGAGCAUGGGGCCGAUCCUGCCCUCCGGAAUAGCAAGGGUCAGGUGGCGGCCGAGGUGGUGCCGGACCCUAUGGACAUGGCGCUGGACAAGGCGGAGGCAGCACUGGCGGCGCGGGAGCUGCGACAGCUGCUGCUGGAUGCCGUCCCCCUGAGCUGCAGCCUCCCCCGCGUCACCCUGCCCAACUACGACAACCUACCUGGGAACCUCAUGCUCCUCUGCCUUGGCCUCCAGCUGGGCGACCGCGUCCGUGUGGACGGCGGAAAGGUGGGGACCCUGCGCUUCUGUGGCACCACAGCGUUCGCCAGUGGGCAGUGGGCCGGGGUGGAGCUGGACGAGCCCGAGGGCAAGAACGACGGCAGCGUGGGGGGGGUCCGCUACUUCAUCUGCCCCCCCAAACAGGGUGUCUUCGCCUCCGUCUCCAAGAUCUCCAAGGCGGAGGAGCAGCCCCUGGAGCCCCCCCCCCCCCACAGCCCCCUGGGACCCCCGGCCCGAGCCCCCCACAGGGCCCGGAAGGACAAGAGAGCCCCCCGGAAGCGGGGCGGGGCGUGGCUGGACCGGGAGGGCCACCGCGUGGCCCCAGGGGAUGCGGUGCUGGUGGCUGGACAGCGCCCUGGGCGGGCCCGGUUCUACGGGCGCACUGACUUUGCUCCUGGGUACUGGUUCGGGGUGGAGCUGGACUCAGCCAGGGGGAAACACGAUGGCUCGGUUUUUGGGGUGCGGUACUUCUCCUGCCCCCCCAAACAUGGCGUCUUCGCCCCUCCCUCCCGUGUACAGAGGGUCGGGGGUCCCAGGGAGGAGCUGGGGGACAGCGCCCUGGAAAAGAAGGUGCAGCAGGUCACCGUGUCACAGCCCAAGCGCAACUUCCCAGCAGUGCGGACCCCAAAGGACAUCACUUCAGAGAGCUCCUUCUCCAGGUUACUCUUCUGCUGCUGGUUCCCCUGGAUGCUGCGGGCUGAGAUGCAGUCCUAACCCCUUUCCCCCCCCACCUCGCUGGGCCCCUCCCACCACCCCAUCACCCCUCCCCCACCUCCACCCCAAACCCUUUGUGCCGGGCUGUUCACUCUGGAACCUACUGAUUACAGUGACAGGGGGGUGGGGGAGGUGAGUUGAGUUGAGGCCAGCCCCUCCCCCAAC